AUGAUUACAGAAUUAAGUGCUGAUGAAGACUCGAACCCGAUUGAGAUAGAAAGUUUAUGUGUCAAAUGCUUAAAAAAUGGCACAACAUUCCUGUUGUUGACAAAAAUAGCAUAUUUUAAAGAGGUUAUCAUCUCAUCUUUCAGUUGUACACAUUGUGGAAAUGAAAAUCGAUUAAUUACACCAGCUUCUCGUGUUCAAGAUAAAGGCCAACGUUUAACACUUACAGUUAAAAAUGCAAAAGAUCUCAAUCGACGUCUUGUUAUACCGCCUGGUUCAACACUAGAGAUUCCAGAAUUAGACUCUUCAUUCCCGUUUUCUGAUGGAGGUUUAUCAACUGUUGAAGGAACACUUACAACAGUGGUAGACAAUUUAAACAGUUUACAACCUGAAAGAAAGCAAGCUGAUCCAGACUUGGCAGAGAAAAUUGAAAGUUUUAUGCGUCAAUUGUGUAAUUUAUUAAAUUUAGACAAGCCAUUUACAAUUAUUAUUGAUGAUCCGUCUGGAAAUGGAUUCAUUGAAAAUUAUCUAGCUCCAAAUGAUGAUCCUCAAAUUGAAAUUUCCAUUUAUGAACGUACUCCAGAACAAAACGAUUUACUUGGUCUUCAACCACAACCACCUUUGGAAUUAUUCAAUAAGGCGAAUAAUAUCCCUGAAACAAUUCCUGAAGAGCCAGUUGAUGAGCCUACAAAACCUGUUGAAAAAGAUGAAGUGAUGUCUAUCACAAUGAAUUGUCCAUCGUGUAAUGCUGUAGCAGAGAAUAAAAUGAAAGUUGUCGGUAUUAUGUCAACCACUUAUAGUGAGUGGGAUCAAAGUUCAUGUCCUUUAGGCGAUAAAAUUAACACUCAUGAAGAUGUGCUGACUAACUUUCAAACAUCAACUAAACAAUCUGCUAAAGACGCCAAUUUAUCAACACCAGUAUUAUCAACUGAUUCUACUAUGACCAAUGAAAUAUCAAACGCUUUCAUGAAUGGUGCUAUUCAAAUAAAAAAUUCUCAAUCUGUUGUUGUGAUAAAAAAGACUAUCAAAAAAUUAGUUUGGAAUCUACGGGAUUAUGAUUUUAAAAAAACAUUUAAAAAAUCUAAACAGGGGAAUAAUGAAUGGAAAAGACAAAUGGAAGAGUUAUUUUUCACUGGUGUCGAUGUUAGUGACACUGACGAUGGAAGUGUUAACCACAACAGUAGGCAUUGUCGUGGUAGUAGAAGUAGACAGGGUGGUGAUGAAGGCAGUGAUAGAAACCUUGGAAAUCGAGGUAGUAGAGGCUGUAGAAGUGUUAGUGACAUCAGUAAUCAUGAUAUUCAUAGUAGGGGUAAUAGAAGUAAAGGGAAAGGCGGCAAUAAUAUCAGAGAUGGCAGCGGUACGGAUUGUAGGAGUGACAGCGGUGACGGUGGUGAAACUCAAGAUGAACAUUUAAAUAAGAAUGAUGAUGAUGAUCGGAGUGAAUUAAUGAAUGAAGUAAAAGUCUACGGGUAUGCUGUCUGUCAAUUUCAAAGUCAACAAUAUGAAGUUUACAGUGAGCCGAUGAAAUCUGAACAAAAAUUUUAUGAUAAAUAUGAUAAUCAAAACAAUGGAUAUUCAUUUCAAAAUUCAACAUUUUCAACAACACAUGAAAAAGAAACCAGGAAUCAUUUAAACAUGGCAUUAACAUUUACAAUGUGUAGAGCUUGUGGACUACCAAUUGACAGUUUAAUACCAAGUGUACAAUAUAUUAGAUAUUUAAUACGUAAUUCCAUCCAAUUUAAAUAUGUACAUAAAUCUCCAGUUGGUUUAAACAAUUCAAACAAUGCUCAAUCAUUCAAUGAUCAAUGUAAUGUAAUGUAUAGUGAGGAGAAUGCAUCAAAUUCAAAUAUUUAUUCGGAUAUAAUCAAUGUAUACAGAUGUAAAGGUGAAAAACAACAGUUAAUGAAUAAUUCAAACAAUUUAAAAUUAUCAGAUGAUGAAAUUAAGUUGUUUAAAAUGACAAAUCAAGAGUUGAAUGAACAGCACGGAAGUGUUAAGAGGGAAGAAACCAGUGGAGAAAAUAAUGGCGGAAUCACCAACAGGGGAUUGUUAAAUUCAACCAAUUAUACAAAGUCCAAUGACAUUGUGAAUAAGUCAAAUCAUAAUAAUAAUAGUAAUAACAGUAGUAAUUUACAAAUAUGUAAAAAAGAAUAUAAAUGGCGAUUAAGUGAUUUUUAUGAUUAUUUCAUAUUGGAACUACCAGAUAUCUGUUCUGGUUGUAUUCCUGGCUGUAGAUAUUGUAAUGGUUUAGAUAUAUUCUAG
Messenger RNA from Trichobilharzia regenti, 2259 nucleotides. Lineage: Eukaryota; Metazoa; Platyhelminthes; Trematoda; Strigeidida; Schistosomatidae. The record is from the annotation of a GenBank genome assembly.